Molecule: messenger RNA, 2470 nt
Organism: Argiope bruennichi
Lineage: Eukaryota; Metazoa; Arthropoda; Arachnida; Araneae; Araneidae
Product: WD repeat-containing protein 76-like
Exons: 21
Coding region: 34-2196 (720 amino acids)
Biological process (GO): regulation of DNA damage checkpoint
Cellular component (GO): nucleus
Molecular function (GO): DNA binding; protein binding
Source: RefSeq, a predicted model, not a curated record
CCCGCGCUUGUUUUCUUCCGCGCAGUUUCAAAAAUGACGAACCAGAGUGAUGGAGAAUCUUCGAUUGGUUACUUACCUGAUAUUCCAAUUUGUGAUCUAUCAUUUAAUGAUAGUUGGACUCCUAUGAAUCGGAUUUUCUUUAGUCAGUGUAUAAAUGAAGAAGCUGAAAGAACUUUCUGUCCUCAACAAAAGAAGUGGAGAAGAAAAAGAAGCCCAUUUAAAAAUGAAAAAAUGAAUAGAAAAUAUAUCAUUUAUAAAUAUGUGUCUUCUGGAUCUGAAGUAUCUACAUCUGAUGAAUUUAGUUCAGCUGAUGAACAUGAGGGGAGAGUAAAGAAAAGGAGAUUGUCUGAUAAAUGCAGGUCCAAUUCAGAGUCUGAAACUUAUAUAUCUGAUGAAUAUGAUACAGCAGAUGAGAAAGAAGUUAAUCUACAUUCUAAACUAACAGCUGUCCAGUCGAGAAAACAUACUAAUAAAAAUAAAUCAUUUGAUAAAUGUACACCUACUGAUGAUUAUGAUUCAUCUAGUGAUUGUGACUCAUCUGUUUCCUCUGGUGAUUCUGAGAAUAAUAUGCGUCCUAAUCUCUCUGUUCUCAAAAGCACGAAAUAUACAAAUUAUAAAAGUGUAUCAUAUGAUGAAUGGAAAAUGAGUUCAUCUGGUGACUAUAGUGUAUCUAUUUCAUCUAGUGACUGUGAAAAUAAUCAACUCAGUGAAUACGAAAAAAUGGUACAGAAAAAUAGAGAUGAAAAAAUGGCUUUUUUGAAAUCUCUCAAAGUAUUUGAAGCAGUGGACAAUUUAAAAGAGGCUGUGAAGACCGAAACAAAAGGAAAAGGAAGAAGUAAUCAAAGUUGUAUGCGUGAAAUUCAUGAAACAGGAAAGACCAAGGCAGUUAAAAAAAUUGAAAAGGCACAACGUAUUAGUCUCCGCCAGAAAAGUUUGUUGAAGAAAAAACAGGAAACAUUUGCAUCAACUCAGUCUUCAAAUACAAAUAAUGCACAACGUAUUAGUCUCCGCCAGAAAAGUGGGUUGAAGGAAAAACAGGAAACGUUUGCAUCUUCUCAGUCUUCAAAUACAAUUAAUGCACAACGUAUUAGUCGCCACCAGAAACGUUUGUUGCAGAAACAGGAAUUGCCUUCUGUUUUGUCAUUUGAAGAAGCACUUUUAGAAGGCCAUACAUAUCAUGAUUUUAUUUCUGAAAUUAGGGAGUCAGAAUUCAGAAUCCAACAUCUUCAAAAUGACUAUGUAUCUCAUUUUGAUAAAAUGAGCCUUCAAAAAUCCCAAACAUUGAAGCAUAAUUAUGGUAGAUCUUCUUCAAUGGCUUUUCAUGAGUCACAAGAAAAGAUCAUCUUAUGCAUAGGAGUUUUAAGUGGUGAAAUCAUUUUUCGACAACUGAAUAUGGAUUCUAAUGUUUGUAUAUUCCAACCUCAUCGUCAAAGGGUCAGCAAUCUAAAGUUCAGCCCUUAUUUUCCUAAUGUUUUAAUUUCUUCAAGUAUUGAUGGCACAAUGCGUUAUGGAGAUUUUGAGAAAAAGGUCUUUUAUCAGGUUUUUGAAGCUGAAAGUGUUAACCAUUUUGAUAUUUUGUCUGCGACUUCAUGUCUUGUAUCUAAUGGAAUUAAAUAUGUUUCUGUUAUUGAUAUCCGUUCACCCAGUAAAACAUUUGAGAAAAGACAUGAAUGUUGUGAAGAUGUAAAAACAGUCAGUUUGCACCCUGUUAACAAGAAUUAUUUCUUAUCAAGUCAUAAAAAAGGCAUUGUCAAAUUGUGGGAUUUACGAAAACUACAGAAGAAUCCUGUGACUGAUUUUAACUGCAAAGGAGGAAAUAUGAUGUCUUCUUACUUUUCUCCAAUUUCAGGAAAUUCUAUUCUUGUGACUUUGUCUAGUACUAUAAGCCUUCUUAACAGUUCAUCAUUAAAUGAGGAAUUUACAUUGAAGAAAUCAAUAGAGCAUGAAAAUGGAGGAGUUGUUGGAAGGGCUCCUCUCAAAGCUACAUGGGUGCCAAAUACAGAUAAUGUAUUUGUUGUUGGAAGUAAUUCAAGUCCCAGAAGAAUAGAAAUUUUUGAUGAUAAACUUUGCAAUUUUUUUAAUUUCACAAGUGAAUGCCUUGAAGGUAUUCCAACUGUUAAUGUAUUCCAUUCAUCUGUACCAAUUUUAGCUAGUGCCACUAAAGGAAACAUUUUUAUUUUUUCAGAAAUUGAAUAGAUUUUGCAUGCAAAAUUUUAAAUUGUGUUGUGUGUGUAUGGCAUACACCUCAAUAAUUUUAUUUUAUUGCUUUUUUAUACGAAUCUUAAUAAUGUUGUCUUUUAUAGUGAAAUAUAUUGCUAGUGAAUUAGAAAUUAAGAAUUAAAAAAAAAGGAAAUUAAUGUAUUUUCUGUUAUGCAAUUUUAUUAUUGUAAUAAAAUUUAUGGUCCUUGAAUAAGAAAAUUACCAGAUAAAUUACAUAUUUUAAUGUACUACUUAUUUAUUGAUUUUGAUU